AUUUACUUCCUUCAGCACUGUUGAAUUGAAGGUUAGGUGAUGAUUUAUCAGAAAGUGUAGCAGGAAAAAACUUGUCAUCAUUGCUAAGACAGCAGCUAUUGGCUAACUACAUGUUUCUGGCUAGAAGGGAGCAGGACAGGAGAGAGGGGUGGACAUGCUUAUGAAGCUUCAGCUCUCCCUGUCGGUCAUUCUGCUGCUUGCCUGUGGCUUCCUCUACAAGUUCACCCUGAAGUCCAGCUGCCUCUUCCCCCACCUGCCUCCCUACAAGUCCCAGCAGGGGCUGGAAGCCCUCCUGGGCCGUGGGCGCAGCAUCGUGUUCCUAGAGACCUCAGAGAGAAUGGAGCUAUCCCCGCUGAUCUCCUGUGCUGUGGAGUCUGCGGCCAAGGUCUACGCUGAGCAGCCUGUGCUGUUACUUAUGAAAGGGCUCAACAAUUCCAUGCAGCUGCCCCCAAACUCCACUUCCCCAGCCCUUUCCCUCCUCUCGGCAAUAGACAAUGUUUUCCUCUUCCCUUUGGAUAUGAAAAGCCUGUUUGAAGACACACCGUUGUUUUCGUGGUACACUCAAAUCAACAGCAGCGCAGAGAGAUACUGGCUCCACGUCAGUUCAGAUGCAUCCCGCCUGGCCUUCAUCUGGAAGUACGGCGGUGUCUACAUGGAUACUGAUGUCAUCUCCAUCAGACCCAUCCCCGAGGACAACUUUCUGGCUGCGCAGACAUCUCAGUUCUCCAGUAAUGGGGUGUUUGGAUUCCUCCCCCACCACCCUUUCCUGUGGCAGUGCAUGGAAAACUUUGUGGAAAAUUACAAUUCAGAUAUUUGGGGCCACCAGGGUCCCGAAUUGAUGACAAGGAUUUUGAGAGUAUGGUGCAAACUCAGAGACUUCCAGGAGGUGAGCGACCUCAAGUGUUUAAAUUUCUCCUUCUUACACCCCCAAAGAUUUUAUCCCAUCUCCUAUGUAGCAUGGAGGCGCUACUAUGAAGCCUGGGACACAGAGCCGAGCUUCAACGACUCCUACGCACUGCAUCUGUGGAACUACAUGAACCAGGAAGGGAGGGCUGUGGUCAGAGGAAGCAACACGCUGGUGGAAAAUCUCUACCGUAAGCACUGUCCCAAGUCUUAUAGGGACCUGCUUCAAGGUCCAGAGAGCUCGGUGACUGGGGAGCGGGGCCCAGGUAACAAAUAGAGCCAAUGUUGGGUCGUUGGUGCUACAUCGUGGAACUGGCCACUUCCUGGAGUGCCAGGCUUUCACCUGAUCUCCACUUCCCCUAGGUGUGCGGACGCUCACCCACAAAUCAGUUACAGUUACAAUUUUCCACAUCAUUCCACCAAAAAACUAUUAGAACUAGUAAAGGAAUUCAGUAAAGUGACAGUCAAUACGCAAAAAACAGCUGCAUUUCUAACCACUAAUAAUGAACCAUCAAAAAGAAAAAGAAAACAAUCCGAAUGACAUCUGCAUCAAAAAGAACAAAACACCUAGGAAUAAGUUUAACCAAGGAUGUGAAAGGCCUGCACAUUGAAAACUUUAGGACAUUGAUGAAGAAAUUGAAGAAGAUACAAGGAAAUAGAAAGAUAUCACAUGCUCAUGGGUUGGAAGGAUGAAUAUUGUUAAAAUGUCCAUUCUACCCAGAGCAAUGUACACACUGAAAGCAAUCCCUACCAAAAUUCCAAUGGCAUAUUUCUCAGAAAUAGAGCAAAGGAUCCUAAUAUUUGUGUGGAACAACAAAGGACCAGGAAUAGACAAAGCGAUUCUCAGAAAGGAGAACAGGCUGGUGGCAUCUCGCUCCCUGACCUCAAACAAUAUUACAAAGCUACAGUAACCAAAACAGUUGUGUGGUCCUGGCACAAAAACAGACACACGGACCAGAUGAACAGAACAGAGAGCUCAGAAAUAAAUCUACACGGGUGUGAUCAGUUUAUUUACGACAAAAGGGCCAAGAACAUACAACAGGGAAAGGGCAGUCCCCUCAAUAAACAGCACCAGGAAAGCUGGACACCACACACCAAAGAACCACACUGGACACAGUCUACACUGCACACAACAGGGACUAAAACCCCACAGUUUUCUACAUCAAGACCUUUCUCUCCUGGGUCCUCUGAAGAGGGAUCCGCCCAGCCCCCAGCAGUCAGUCGUACACAGGAAGUUUCUCCCCACUUUUCCUCACUUCUCUUCACUUUUUUCCUCACCGUUCUCUCCCAGUGGGACCUCCCUGGGACGGUCCUGAGAAAACUGUGCUCCUGUCCUCAUGGAUGCAGCCCAGUGUUGUCCUCAAGCUGAAACCCCAGCGGGUUCUAAGGAGACUGAGCACUGACAGCUACGUUGCCGUCCCUGUCCGGAAGCCAAAGUCCUACAGGUGCCGGAGGAGGUGGAGCUCCUGGUAGCUGAGCGAGGAUGAAACUCUCACGUGCUCCGUGUCAUAGAGGCGGGAUCAGCGCCUCCUGCUGGCAGGGGUGGGGACGUGCAGGUAGCGCAUGUCAGUAAGAGUGGGCUUUCUGUGAGUAUAAUAGAAAAAUCCCAAAGAAGACCGUUGACGUAGAAGUAUAGAAGUUCAUUUCUCUCUCACGUAAAAGUAGUCUGAAAGCAGGCAGAUCAGGGCGGGUAUGGUCACUGCAGUCAUCAGGGACCUAGGCUUCUUCCAUCUUUCUGUUUGCCAUCCUGCCCAUGGUCCAUAUGGCAGCUUGAUCUCCAGCCCAUCAUUUCUGCAUUUCAGGCAGCAGGACGAAGGAAAGAGGAAAGGUGCACUUCCCUUAUUUUAUGAAGACUUCCUGCGAGUACCAUAUAACACUUCCUCUUACAUCUCAUUGACCAGAAUGCAGCUGCAGGAGAGGCUGGGACAUUCAAGAAGGAAGAGAAAAUGGGUGUUAGGAUAGGCAGCUAAUGGUUUUGCUACGUGUUAUAUUUACUUUUGUAAGGUUAAUUACAGGAUCUGUUAGAGAACUGGCUGGGGAAAAAAGAGACUUGAUUUCUAGUCCUGAAUUUGAUACUCAUUAAAACAUUCAGUCAGUAAUAUUAAUUGAGUCCCUUCCGUGUGCCAAGCACUGAUUUAGAUGCUGCUGGAUCAAGCAGACAAGGUUCUGUCUAAAUCAGCUUGGGCUGCAAUAACAAAGUACUAUUCACCAGGUGGUUUAUAAACAACAAUAAUUUAUUUGUCACAGUUCUGGAGGCUGGAAGUCCAAGAUCAGGUUGGCAGCAUGGUUGGGUUCUAGUGAGGAUCCACUUCUGAGUGGCAGAUGGCACACUUCUUGUUGAAUCCUCAUAUGGUGGAAAGCGGCAAGAAAGCUCUCUGGGGUCGCUUUUAUAGGGGAACUAAUCCCAUUCAUGAGGGUUCCACCCUCACGUCCUAAACCUCCUAAAGGCCCCACUUCCUAAUAUCAUCACUUUGGGGGUAGGACUUCAACAUCUGAAUUUGGGGGGGGACACAAACAUUCAGUCCAUUGCAGGUCCCUAGUACUUACAUCUUAAUAACUGGCCACAUCCCGCCUGGGAUAGUGUCCUCUGCUCCCCAGGGUGUCUGCUAUUCCCUACUCUACCCCAGUUGGCUUAUAAAAGCAAAUUACAAAUUCAAAUUUUAAAAACUGCUGGCCCUUCUACAGUCACAUAAAAGUUUACCUCCUCUUUCUAGGAGGUAUGAGAAUUAAUAUUUCUUCUACAGAUACUCAUCAACCAAGAUUUUCUAGAACUUUCUUUUUGGUAGCUGCUUUAACGGAAACAUAAGUUUAUAUUUUUCUCCAUAUAUAAAAUUAUGAUGCUUUUUCAAAUGACAUCCACCCAUCCCCUUUCAUUCUGAUAUUUCCCCCUUUGAGAAUCACUGUUCUGACUGUCUCAUUAAAAACUACCUGCAAGUCAUGUCUCCUGCCCCAGCUUUAUUUAUUCCCAGCUACUUGCUCUGGAUUCUUAGGUCCAGCCUGACCCCAGAGUGAGACUUUGAGGCCUGCUGCUACUCCCCAUGGCUGCCCUCUGACCUGUGUCCCCAGAACCCCUGCUGGGUUUCAGCUCACCUGAGUCUCUCCACAGGUGAGGCUUCCUAGGGCUAGCCCUCUGAGGGAGGAGCAGGGUCACACACGCUGGAUCUAAUUUCCACAUCUGGAGAAUGCAUGACAAAUGGUCCUGCAACUAACAUUCCCAGUCCCUAGGGUUUGGAAGGGUUUAAUUAGAAACAUUUUCAAUAUUUCAAAAAUAUAUGAACUGUUUUAUGAUGAGACCAAAUAAGUCAACCUGAAUGUCACAUUUCUUUAUGCUGGGGUGUGAUUAUAUGAAUUCACUGUGGCAAUAUUGAUAAUUUGACAUUUGUAGGGAGUUUUACAUGGCAGCAAAAUGUUUCUGAUUAAUAAAAUGUGGGGAAUAAGUUAAUAAUGUAUUACUUAAUAAAUGCAGUUUGUUAAGUAGAAAAGAAUAUUUCAAAACUUGGUGGUGCUGGGAAAAAAUGCAUAGACUAAAACGUAUAUGAUUAAAAAAAAUAAGCACUAGAGAUGUAAUGUACAACAUGAUGACUAUAACUAACACUGCUGUGUGAUAUAUAGGACAGUUGUUAAGAGAAUAAAUCCUAGGGCUUCCCUGGUGGUGCAGUGGUUGAGAGUCUGCCUGCCGAUGCAGGGGACACGGGUUCGUGUCCCGGU
Molecule: messenger RNA, 4611 nt
Organism: Delphinapterus leucas (beluga whale)
Lineage: Eukaryota; Metazoa; Chordata; Mammalia; Artiodactyla; Monodontidae
Gene: A4GNT
Product: alpha-1,4-N-acetylglucosaminyltransferase
Biological process (GO): protein O-linked glycosylation
Molecular function (GO): acetylglucosaminyltransferase activity
Source: RefSeq, a predicted model, not a curated record